UUUUUUUUCUGUUUUAUGCCAGCAUUUCAUGCCUAUGGAAAAGCAGGAAAAAUGUUGGUGGAAACAAGCAUGAUUGGGCUGAUGUUGGGCACCUGCAUCGCUUUCUACGUCGUCAUCGGCGACUUGGGCUCCAACUUCUUUGCACGGCUGCUUGGAUUCCAGGUGUCGGGCAGUUUCCGGAUAGUCCUGCUCUUCGCUGUCUCCCUGUGCAUCGUCCUCCCCCUGAGCCUCCAGAGGAACAUGAUGGCCUCCAUCCAGUCCUUCAGUGCCAUGGCUCUCAUCUUCUACACUGUGUUCAUGUUUGUGAUUGUGCUGUCGUCCUUCAAGCAUGGGCUCUUCAGCGGGCAGUGGCUGCAGCGAGUGAGUUACACGCGCUGGGAGGGCAUUUUCCGCUGCAUCCCCAUCUUUGGAAUGUCUUUUGCCUGUCAGUCUCAGGUCUUGCCUACCUAUGACAGCUUGGAUGAACCGUCUGUCAAAAUCAUGAGCUCCAUAUUUGCUUCUUCCCUAAACGUGGUCACCACCUUUUACAUCACGGUGGGCUUCUUUGGCUAUGUGAGUUACACCGAAGCCAUUGCUGGGAAUGUCCUCAUGAACUUCCCUUCCAACCUGGUGACGGAGAUGAUCCGAGUGGGAUUCAUGAUGUCGGUGGCGGUGGGGUUCCCAAUGAUGAUCCUGCCCUGCAGACAGGCACUGAACACCCUGCUCUUUGAGCAGCAGCAGAAGGAUGGCACCUUCGCUGCUGGGGGUUACAUGCCCCCGCUCCGGUUCAAAGCCCUGACGCUGGCUGUAGUGUUUGGAACCAUGGUUGGAGGCAUCAUGAUCCCAAAUGUGGAGACAGUCCUGGGCCUGACAGGUGCGACCAUGGGAAGCCUCAUUUGUUUCAUCUGCCCGGCUCUUAUUUACAAGAAGAUCCACAAGAAUGCGCUUUGUUCACAGAUCAUCCUGUGGAUUGGGCUGGGAAUGCUGGUGAUCAGCACAUACACCACCCUGUCUGCCACCGAGGACACCCCUAUGAGGACAGAAGCAGUGGGCUUGGAGCACCUGGACAGAGAGGAGAGCAGAAUCGACCAGGAUUCAGUCAAAAUCCCAGAGCAGAACCCGGCAGUGGAGGAGCCCGAGGAUGACCGCGAUAAACCCAAACUGCUGGAGGAGAAGGAGAUGGAGCAGCCACAGAUCAAGGUGCCCAUGCAGGUGCCCAAGAGGGAGGAGGAGAGAGGAAAAGCAGAGGAGAAAGUGCAGCUGGACCGUCCCGAUCAAGGGAUUGCCCUGCCCGUGGGGGAGGCUCAUCGCCACGAGCCCCCAGUCCCACACGACGAGGUGGUCGUGGACAUGGGGCGGGAGCGGGAGGAAUCCAGCGAGAACAAGGCUGCUCCCGGAGGAGCCAACGGCCGCCUGCUGGAGGAGCCAGCCAGGCUGAACCCCCAGAAGGAGGCACCGGGCCCAAAACAAGGGAAGGAAGCGGUUGCUGAGAACCAGCAGCGGGGAGGGACUGCUGGGCCCGUCCAGAAGCCGGAGAAGGUCCUGGAGGCGGUGGUGCAGCGGGAUGGUGGGGAUGGCAGGCCGCCCUACAAGGAGCUGGAGCCAGGGAAAGCAGUGCUGGAAGCCAAGGAACAGGCUGCUGUGCCGGAUGGUGACACCGCUGAGGCCGCGGGUGACCGGGACAAGGCCCAGCUCCAGCUCCCCAGGAGAGCAGAGGAGGCCAGGAAGCCUGUGGAGAAGGAAGCAGAGCCUGGUGAAAAGCAGGAGCUGCCCCUCCCGGACAGAGCAGAUCUGCUGGAGAACCGGAACACCGAGGAGAAACAGGAGAAUGUGGAGAGCAAGCUGGGGGAAGCCGGACCAGCAAAACUGCUGGACCACAACGUGCUGCUGCAGGUGAUCAAGGAGCAGCAGGUGCAGCACAAGCAGCUCCUGGACCAGCAGGCAAAGCUGCUGGCGGUGAUCGAGGAGCAGCACAAGGAGAUCCACCAGCAGCGGCAGGAGGACGGGGCAGAGGAGAAGCCAAAGCCAGUGGAAGCUCAGCCAGAUCCUGCUGUGCCCCUCUCCAGGAGCAGGGAGGACGAGGGCCUGGGAGCCAAGGGAGACACGGCCGGGAAGCUGCCGAGCAAGGAGCUGCCGGAGCAGCCCGAGCAGCGCCCAGGCCGGCAACCCCCCGGGGCCACUGAGCAGCACAGGGACACUGUGGGGAGGCUGGAGGAGCCUGGGCACAGGCGAGACAUUCCUGGGGCUCCUCCCAAGGAGCGGAAGGUGCUGCCGCAGGAGAAUGACAGAGCUGUUAGGAAUCCUGCGGAGAACCGGGAUCCCGUCCAUGGGGAUGCCCAGCGCCUUCCAGCAGCCAGAAACCACCUGGAGAAGAAGCCCUUGGCGGAGGAUUUGGGAGGAGAUCAUGAAGCCAAAGCUGGAAGAGACGUCCACGAGAAGAAGAAUUUCCUGAAACCCGUGGAAGCAGCAACAGCUCCCAUCCAAAGAGAACAGCCGAGGGCUGCCAAAGUUCAGGGAGUAGCAGGAAGGAGUUUGGAAAGAGACUCAGGAAUAGACCUUAAAGCCAAAGCUGUGAGUCAGGUGGAGCCCAAGGACCUGGCAGUGGCGCCGGACUCUUCCAGUAACAGGAAUGUGGCAGCAAGGGAGCAGCACCCCCGGGAGCAGCGGAGAGGGGCGGAGGCUGAGGGAGCCGCGGGCGCGCUCGGGCGGCAGUGGGACCCGCCCGGCCACGGGCACGGGAAGGAGGAGGAUCCCCGGGAGGAGCCGCGGGGCCAACAGGGCGGUGGGGGCGGGGGUCCCUCUAACGGCGCCGACAGGAAACCCGGCCCCGAGGAUGCUCCGGCCCCGAAGGCUGAGAACGGAGCGGUCGCUCCCCGGGAUCCGCAGCCGGAGCGUGACAUCAAACCCAACCGGGACCUGAAGCUGCAGGUGGGCCUGGACCUGCGCCGGAGGAGACGGGACCUGCUGCCUCCCGACCAGGAGGAAGAGGAGGAGGAGGAGGAGGAGGAGGAAGAGGAUGCACGGGGGGCCGGGGGGGUCCUGAUUGGCCUGGACCCCGUUCCCGACGUGAAGGUGAACGACUUGCGGAGCGCGCUGGACACGCGGCUGAGCGGGGUGGCCGAGGGCGCCCAGCACCUGGUGCGCAGCCGCCACAUCCAGCAGGUGACACAGGACAGGGGCCCGUGACGGGGAUUUGGGGUCGUGCUCAGGCACAGGGAGGUCUGAGCCAGCGGCGCUUUGCUGGGCACAGCACUCGGAUCCGCGGGAUCCCCUUGGAUCCAGGAGCACCACCCCGAGGGCUCCUGCAGCGGCAGCCCCAGCACGUGCCUCUGGGCAGCUGAGGUGAUGGUGACGCUGGAAGCGACAUUCCUGCUGCCCUUGCCUUCCAGAGCUCCCCCUGCCUCGGCUUCCUGCCAAGCUGCUGCUCCAAGGACCUUUUUCAGCAUCUCAUUCAUAUCGAAUUGCCUUCUCCAGCCAUCUCCCAGCUCCUCUCAGAACCAGGAAGGGGCUCCACCAGGAAGGGGCUGUGCUGAGGGGACCCAGCAUCCACACCUCGGGAAGGGCUUUAUCCCAGAGGAGCCGUGAGCUGAGGACCAGCAGAGCCAACAGUGCCAGAAUUGGAUGGGGAGUGGAGCCCUGUGUGUUUGGAGACAGUUGUGGUUUGGGAACCUCAUUUAGUAGAAACGCUGCCUUAACUGGGCACAACUCCUGCCGUUGUGCUGCCUCUGUCCCAGGGAUGGGAUUCCUUGGCCACACGCUGGAGUCACAGGAGCUGCGUUCCCGCUGCCCUCCCUGGGAGCUCUCUGUGCUCUCCAGCUCCACUUCCCCUCUCCAAAGUGCAUUAAGAAGCUCAAUUCCCCCCACCCCUUCCUGGCCCAGCUUGGUUUUUCUGCUGGAGAUGAUUAAUUUGGGAACAAGCCGGGCAGAUCCGGGGCCUCGGCUCACGCACACCUACCUCUGCCCAUGUUCCAUGUGCUCUUCCCAACACCCCAGGCCUGUUCUGCAUCCAGAGAGAUCCCUGCUCCAGCCCUGGAAAUGCUUUUGAUGAGUGAGGAAGGGAAGAGCUUCCUGAGAGCCCUGGGUGGUUUCAGGCUCCCAGUUUUGGGAGUGUUUUGGGUUUUUGUGUUUUUACAUCCUGACCUGCGAAUGUACAGAAUCCAACCCCAAAGCUCUCCCUAGACCAGCUGAGAAUUCCCAGCCUGGAGCCCUCAGACCUCAUCACUGUGGUGGGUUUUAUAUCCCUCUCUCCAAGUGUCUUUGGGGACCUCGAGUCUGUGGCCGAUGGGACCCCGUGGAGCCGGGAUGGGGUGGGACCCUGCCUGCCUGGUGCUCCCGGGAUGUCACAGCCCAGACCCACGGGAGUCCUUUGGGAAGACCCCCUGGAAUGCCAUGGCCUUAAACCCCCAGGACCCCCCACAUCCCAACGAGCUUCUCCAUUAAUGCUGUCGUCAAGCACAAGCGCCAGGAGCCCCAGAGCUGCUCCAAGGACAGGGAUGGGUUCUGGAGCACGGCUCCAGCUCUGCCUUGGGACAUAGAUCUGGGCAGGGAUGGGUUCUGGAGCACGGCUCCAGCUCUGCCUUGGGACAUGGAUCCGGGCUGUGUCCCUGUGGCACCAACCAGCCUUCCUGAAGCAAGAGGGAGCCGGACCCGGGUCGGCUCCUUCACCCCCUUUGCUGCCGGGUCAGACCCGCCUGUUUGUUGUUCUCCGUGUGAACACAAAGGACCAAAGAUGCUCCUGACAUUCCUCCUGCCAGGAACAGCUCCCCCGGGGC
This is a messenger RNA of Manacus vitellinus (golden-collared manakin), 4751 nucleotides long. It is a transcript of the gene SLC38A10, whose product is annotated as solute carrier family 38 member 10. The transcript is spliced from 14 exons. The record is from RefSeq and is a predicted model, not a curated record. The coding region runs from base 16 to 3165 and encodes 1049 amino acids. Gene Ontology annotation, molecular function: amino acid transmembrane transporter activity. Gene Ontology annotation, biological process: amino acid transmembrane transport. Lineage: Eukaryota; Metazoa; Chordata; Aves; Passeriformes; Pipridae.